This is a messenger RNA of Microsporum canis CBS 113480, 2589 nucleotides long. RefSeq lists its product as hypothetical. Bases 1 to 2589 code for a protein of 862 amino acids. The record is from RefSeq and is a predicted model, not a curated record. The transcript is spliced from 3 exons. Lineage: Eukaryota; Fungi; Ascomycota; Eurotiomycetes; Onygenales; Arthrodermataceae. Gene Ontology annotation, cellular component: cytosol.
AUGACCUCGUCAGCAGCACAGGAAGCUGUAGAAGAGAGCAACACACAGGCUGCCCCAAAGUGUACCGCCCCAGAGCUUUUGCUAAAGGUGGUAUUGAUAGGCACUUUGAGCCAUUAUGAGACCCGUGGAAUGAUUGACGACAAGAGACUGGAACAUUUGCUACUUGCGGGCAAGCAGAUAUUAUACAAAAGCCAUCAGGAAAGUGGCGUAAGACAAAAUCUAGGAUUCUCACCUGCAAUAUGGCAGGGACUUACUGAUGUGCUCGCUAAAGCUAUCCCGGUACUGGAAUCUCAAUCUUUUGCCUGGAAGAACCCAACAUCUGCAAACUAUGAUGGCUCCUCAUCCAACUUGAUUGCAUAUAACUAUUUCCCCCUGGUUAAAGAUAUUGAAAGGUUGAACGAUCUUUGUACGAUUGCGCGGAACCUACUUGCAACAACAAAGAAAGCACAAAACCUCGCUGCUGAAAAAGGGUUUGACCAACGGAUUUUGAUGCUGAUCGAUACUUGUGUUAGAGUGACUGCUAGAGGAUACGAUGGAGAGAGCAAUGCCAGGAAUGAAGAGAGAUGGCAAAAAGUUGUCAGUCUCUAUAAACGAUUAUUGAUUACGUGUCUUCAGUUCCUCCAUAAUUUCAUUAUGCACAAUGAGCACCGGAAGCUUGUUCUCUGGCUGGAUCUGUUUGGCUAUCACCAAAAUGGUGAAUCAAGCAUUAUCACACAUAUGGAACCACUGGACCAAUCAAAUAGCGCUGCUCAAGGGCUUGCACCGAUUGUCAGAGCUGGUGAAAGGCUUGUUAAUCCCCCGCUCAGGACGCUCUAUGACCAAACCGCAGAGGACUUAUUAUUGGAAACCAUCUCGUCUUUCCCACGAGAACCUGCCACCAUUAAAGAAGAGGCUGCUAUGCUGCUUGCUACAGCAGGCUUUCCACGCACUUGCUGGACGGAUUUUCCUAAUCUUGACGAUUAUGGCGUUAUAUCCGCAGUUGAUGCACCAGUAACUGCGGAAGAUCGAACUAUGACGCGUUCAGCGCAGUCCGCAGCUGAAACUCUCCAAGAGGCCAAGGACGAACUUAUGGCGCGCCUGCAAGAAACCUCUCCUGUCCUUACAGAGGGAGAGCAUCAUUAUGAUGGUAUGGAGCGUAGUGGUGUUGCUGAUGAUGAUUCUCGAAGUCUGGAAGCAGUGGCGGAUGGAAGUGUCGAGGAGGAAGAGGACGAGGAAGAUGAUGACGAUGAUUACAGAGGUCGCCCUGGGGACCAGCAACGAGGCCUUUUAACUGAUAUUCCUUUGGUGCUAGGGCCUGCAGAGAUUGAGGCACUUCCUAUGUUAAUCCAAGCUGGUAUUGUAGACAGCUUUGGCCCGAAAGGUGGGCCUAAAACAGGGUCAAAAAAUAUGCAAGCUGUUCGUUGCCAUAUCUUACUCGCCCAAGAAACUGGAAGAAAUCUACUCAGGGAGCUUUUGAUAUUCAUUGCUGCAUGGGAUCUCCCUGAUGACGAACUUUAUUUCAAGAUGAUGGUUCAAAUUAUGGAGGCUGUGUUAAACAAUGGCCUUAUGUCGCAUGCCUACUCUGAUUUCGGCCAGGCUAAGGAUAUCAUAUCCCCAGCUCAAGCGGUCGUUAUCAAGAUCCUUACACAUAUAUUCCGGUCAAAGUAUUCGCCACCAAACAUUACAUCUACGACAGAGACUCCGACUGGGAGAAGCUCUGUAGCUGUUACCAAGGUUGAUGUUUUGACGGUGCGUUAUAUAUUCACUAUCUUCCGUGGCAACAUCAUCCCGGAGACAUGUGCUUUGAUAUACCUUCAGGGCCAGAUCCGAGCUGGACACGCCCUUCCUGAGGAUUUCCCAUUGAAUUUGUGGGAUAUGGAACGGGUUUACGAAGGAGUGUACCAAUUCCUUGAAUUCUUUGCAGUCUUGACAGAGAAUACAGAAUGGAAGAACCUCCUUGUCCAAUGGGAGAUUGUGUACGAUUUGGUGACGUUGAUCAAAGAACUGGAAGCCAGCAUUCCUAAAGGUUCUCUCAGCUCUCUAACACAAGCAGCCGCUGCAGCCGCUCCAAGAGCAUCCCAGAAAAGUCCAUCUAAUGAGCCUCCUGCCUCCGAAAAUGGCAGUUCUGCUGCUCCAGUAGCUGUUGAACGGCCAUAUGACCCUAAUGACCCUGAGCCUAUCGACAAUGCCACAGUGGGCGCAGAGUCCAGGGUACCUUCACCACCAAUUGGCAACGAAGAUCCUGCAGAAUUCGAAUGGCGGAACCUCAAGAAGCUGGUAAUAUUAGUCCUCUCCUCUCUUGUCUGGAAGUGUCCGCAGGUACAAAACCAAAUUCGAAAAUACGGGGGUAUCGAGACUAUAUUAUCGUGUACAGCUUUCGAUGCACAUAACCCGUACAUCAAAGAGCAUGCGGUUAUGUGUUUGAAAUUUUUGCUUGAAGGAAACCGGGAGAACCAGAAGUUAGUGGAACAGCUAGAAGCUAGAGAGGUGGUUCAGGAUGAUUCACGCAUACUAGAGAAGAGCGGAUAUGAAGCUGUUUUGGCUCAAACGGGGAAGCUUACGCUUCGUACAAAAGAGGUCAAUGACUCUCCCUCCCCUGCCACAGGUUAA